AUGCUUUUCUCGAUUCUCAUCGCGUUGUGCUUGUGUCGUCAUGGAUUCGCCGAGUUCCAUUCGUCGAUUGUCGAAACUGUGAAUCAUCAAGAAGGUGACAAAAUCAUUUUAACCGCACACGGCAUGGGAAUCGACGAUGCAAAUCGAGUAGUCAUACCAGUUCACAAUGGCCGAAUUCCGCCGCUUCCGUGUGUCACUGCGAAUGCUGGAACCCAUGAGCACGGCUCAACAUUCACAAGGAAUAACUUCCAUUACUCGUGUAACAACGGAACUGCCGAAGUUGUUGCUUGCAUUGCUGAUGAUGGAUCGGUUAUUCAAUUGGGACGAACAUUCGUGAGAAGUGGAAUGAAGCAUUUCUGCAAUGUCGAUGGAGAUAAUGUGACAUACAAACAAGAAGCAAUGUGCUACGAGAACGGAGUUCAUUACAACAUUGGUGAUUCGUUCCGCAAUGGUUCGUUCAAAUUGGUGUGCAAAGAGCAAGGCAUUCAUGUCGAUGGUUGUUACAUGCAAAACAGUUUUGGGCAGGUUCUUCAAGCCGGCGAGAGUCGAAUCGAAAACGGAAAACGACACGAAUGCGAAAUUAUCGCGCCAGGAAAAGUGAGAUAUGUGGUUAAAAUGUUGGGCUGCACUCACGAGGGCCAACAGUACAGUACUGGACAGAUGUGGACCCAUCAACACAUUCGGUACCAAUGCAAAAACGAUGGCAACUUGUCAGUGUUGGGAUGUGUCGAUGACGGACUUUUUAUGGAAUUGGGACGCGAUUUGUUGAUGAACGGAAUCGCACAUAGAUGCUAUCAAGUCGGAUCAACUACAUUCUACCACAAAUUUGGAUGUGAUCGAAGCUCUUUAUCAGAAUGUGUAGCCGAAAUGAUGCACAGAAGAGCGAAAUAG
This is a messenger RNA of Caenorhabditis bovis, 891 nucleotides long. Lineage: Eukaryota; Metazoa; Nematoda; Chromadorea; Rhabditida; Rhabditidae. The record is from the annotation of a GenBank genome assembly.